Messenger RNA from Acyrthosiphon pisum (pea aphid), 3240 nucleotides. RefSeq lists its product as uncharacterized. Bases 1278 to 3161 code for a protein of 627 amino acids. Lineage: Eukaryota; Metazoa; Arthropoda; Insecta; Hemiptera; Aphididae. The transcript is spliced from 2 exons. The record is from RefSeq and is a predicted model, not a curated record.
UAAUUACCUACUGGUUAUCCUAACCCAACUGAUUCCUGCGUAUUGCAGGGAAGGGUAGGUAUUAUGCUGUUUAAAUAUUGCCCAUUCGGCCAGCGAUUACUGGCCAAUAAUUUAUAAACGAGGUUAGGUCGAAAAAUUAGCUGUCAGGCGCAAGGUCUUCGUUUCACUUUAGUAUUGAUAGAUGGUUGUAUAUGGACGCUCUACGUUUAUAACAACGACUCAGCGUCUCAGCAAUCAGCAUCUGCGGUAUUCUUAAUUCUUAUAUAUAAUAUCAAUACUAAUUAAGUACUAAGAUUUAUGUUUUUUCUAUCCACUGGUAAAUCAGCCUAAUUUCGCCGAAAAUGAACGUUUAUUUGGACUGAAGUAAUGAUGUGCAUUGUGACAAGCUAACGAAAAUGUAUUUAUGUAGAUAAUGGUACAGGGACAUUGUCACAAUAAACAUUGUAUUAAUUACAAUAGUUGGAAAUGGACCCACAAUUAACCAAACAAUUAAUUCGAAGACGGUUGAUUUUAGAAAAUUCUUUGGAAAAUUCGAUAAAUUAUGGAAAUAAAAUAAACAAUAUUGACGUAUCAUCAAUAUUAGUAACAGAUAAUAUACCACCAAACAAUAUAAAAUACAAUUUUCUGGAAAAAAUCAAAAAAUUUGAAUCAUUUAGUGAUAAUCCAAUAAAGAGAACACAAUAUCCAAACAUUGUAGACAAACCUCGUAGUAACACUGAAAUUGUUAACAAAUUUAAUAAUCUGAAUAAAGAUAUAGUAUCAAAGAGAAUACAGAUAACAAAUAAACUUGAAUCUGACAAUCCCGAGGGCUUAAAUAAUAAUAACAAUAAUAUAAAUAAAGAUAACUUAAAUGAAAAAAUCAAACAAUUUGAAACAUCAUUUGCACCAGAAAAUAAAAUCUUAAAAUUAAACACAAGUUAUUUUAAGGAACAUCUACAAACGUCAAAUGAGUUAACCAAAACAUUAAAAAAAAAGAGAUGCAGUAAAUCGGAUUAUAAUAAUUGGGAAAUAGACAAAAACUGGGUAUACUUUACGGAUUAUUCAAAGGCAAACAUUGAAAAAAGUUUAUUGAAAAAAAAAUUAUUAAGUAGGAAGAAAAAGUACACUGAAAUCAUUCUCAAUAGCACAAAAUAAGUAAGGUACCUAACAAAAAUAUUGAUUCCACCAUACAAUAAUGAUUUAUUAUUUUAAUAAAGAUACACGUUUUAAUAUACGAUCAGUCAUUUAAUGAUAUUUAUUUGACCAUUUUCUAGAUAAAAACUUAAUUUAAUUUAAGUAUGGAUAACUUCGGUACAAGAAUGAUUAUUUCGCACAAUGGCACCCCCCCAAUUGACAAUAAUAUAACGGAUAACACACCAACAUGUAGUUUAAUUCCGCUUGGUUCAGAUAAAGAUAAUAAAGUUAAAUUAAACAAUUCACAGCUUUUGUCUACAGAUGGUUGGGAGAAUUAUCAAAAAGAACUUAUACAGUUAUGUUUUGAAUUUUGGGAAGUAAACGAAACACAAGUCAAAGUAAACAAUAGUUUACCGUCUGAUUCAGUAAGUGAGCUACAAACACCGUCGUCUUUAUUUGCCGAUAGCUAUCACAGAAAUGUCAUUAAAUUUGAAUCAAAAGCCACUAUUGACAAUGUUAUUAUUUCCGACAAAGUUCAAAACGAAGAAUGCGCUGAGAUUAAUGAUAAUUCUUUAAUAAAUAAAUAUGAAGAUGACCCAGGUAUUCAAGAAUUUUCUAAAGCUAUAAAUACUAAUGCAGAUGGGAACACUAAUGAAAAUAGUUCAACAAUUCUUGACAACAGAAUAAAUACAAGAACUAAAAAAAAAUUGAAAAAAUUUUCUUUCUACAAAAAUACGAGCAAACAUGUCAAACCAUCUAAAAAAGUACAACCAUUAAUUUUUGAUGGUUAUACAUCAUGCACUUUAGAAGACUUGUGGAAGUAUAAAAAAUGGUUGGACUCAGUUGAUAAAGUUAAAAAAUAUAAUCCAGAUAUAGAUAUUAAAGAUGGAAAUAUCAAAGAAAAUGAAUAUUCUGAUAAAGUAAACUGUGAUAAAAUAAAUGAUUGCAAUACAUAUUCACUAGAUUUUGAAGCAAAAGAAAUGGAACAAAAAGUUCGAAAACUUGUUGAAUCAUUAAACGAGAAGGAUAAAUUGUUCUCAAGUAUGGGAAUAAAUGAGCAAUCGACUAAAUUUGGAUCGUCAAACAAAUUUAAAUAUUUUUUCAAAAACGCUUUUCGAGGAAAUCAAAAUGAAUUUGAUACCCAAAUUUUGGACGAUUACACAAAAUUUAUCAAUCACAAAUUGCAUACGUGGCAGAGUUUAUUGAAUUGUUUAGAAGAUAUUAGACAAAGGAAGUCUUCUAAAAUUAAAAUGUGCAAUCCUUCGGAAGAUCCUAUUAAGUACAGGUUUUCUGAAAUAAAUUAUCACGAUUUUAAAGUGACGGAUGACUAUGAUGACAAUAAUUCCAAAUUUGUCGAAAUAAACGACAAUUUCAGUGAAAUGGGAAAGCUAAAAAAAAAUAAGUUUUUAAAAUUGCUCAACAAAACAAAAAGUACUAUGGAUAUGCGUACAUUAGUUAAACGGACUACAGAACGAAAUAGCAUAGAUAGUAUCCGAAUGAAUAAUUACCAAUGUAUAUCGAACCCAACCAUCGAUGGUAAAAUACAUAAAAUGGACACUGAGAUUAUAAGCAAGAACAAAAAUCUGAAAUUUUUGGGCCAAAUUAGGAAAAGUUUAUCAGAUACUGAUCUACCAGUCAUGGCAUCAGAUUACGACAAAUCAAAACAAAUUGGAAAUAAAACCAUCAGAAUUAACGGGAAAAAAAUAAUCACUGAAACGUCGAUGACAGACGAGGAAUAUAAUCGUCGUUGGGACGGCGUGACUAGAGAAUUGUGGGAGGAACGGCAGGAGUGCUUUCAGACGGCUGUGGCUCGUUUAGAGUACGUAGGGAGCACGUUUAAUGAACAAUGUCGAUUGGAUGGACUGAAAACCCUAUGCAAAGUAGACGUAUUGGCGAGCUUUGGGUAUUCAGCAGAAGCGGUCGAUCUUUUCGUUUCCACGCUGCCACUAAGUAUGAAUCCUGAUUUAAUGAUUCGAAAAGCCGAAGCAGCGUACGACUGGAGGUUUUUCUGUCAUCUUUCUAUGUGGCGUUAUUCCUAUAAAGAUUGAAAAAUAAAUUAAUAUAUAAAUAUUGCUGGAUUACCUAUAUAAUAUACUAUCAUACUAGUUGACACAACUCACUUUAGUC